UUCGUCGACGGUCGUACGUAGUAUUUUCACGAUUCAUUGAAAAUUUUCAUUCAUUGUUUUGCAAUUUGCAAUGUGAUUCUAUCCAAUUAUUAUUUUUGUGAAUUUUAAUUUUUGUGUGAAUGUCGCGUAGUUUCUGUGAAGUGAUCUUAUGACGUGAUAUUUAUUUACUUAUCGAUUGUAUUUAAAUGACCCAAACCAGCCAACUAGAAGACUGACUAUGCAACUAAGCCACAUUCCACAAAAAAGCAUGCGCACGAACAAGUGACAAUAUGGCAGCACCAGCGAUACGGCAAGAGGAGGUGAGCGAUGAGGCGCAGGAGAAGUUGUUGGUUACACCUGCCAUCCAGGAUGAAGGUCUACUAUCUGUCAAGUCUUCAAAGAAAGUAAAACUACCCGAAGAUGAAGAGGGAAAAGUCGGACGUUUUACGAUCGGGCCGGCUCCCGAACGGGAUUGGGAGAUGGUGCCACCAGACGGCAGAUGGGGAUGGUUCGUGCUAGUAGGUGCGACGCUGGUGAAUAUCCUCAUCCCGGGAACGAUUAAGUCAUUCGGAGUGCUUCUAGUUGAGUUCAACGACGUGUUCCAUUCGAGUGCCUCUGCUACAUCAGGGAUAGUAGCUUUAUGCUACUUCUUGUACAGUAGUCUGGGACCAUUAUCGUCAGUUUUGUCUGUAAAAUGGUCGUAUCGGACAGUUACUUUAAUUGGAGGCAGUUUUGCAGCCUUCGGAAUGAUAUUCAGCAGUAUGGCGUAUUCAGUAGGUUAUUUGUAUAUUAGUUUUGGCGCCAUGGUGGGUACAGGAGCGGGGCUGGCCUUCCCCCCCACAGUGUACAUUGUGACGUCGUAUUUCGUUCGUCUCCGCGGAUUAGCCAACGGAAUUUGUAUGUCUGGUUCUGCGUUUGGCAGUAUCAUACUGCCACCAGCAUUGAGAUACUUAUUGGAGACCUAUGGAUAUCAGGGUACAGUGCUGAUUCUUGGUGGUAUUAUGCUAAAUGUGUGGGCUGCUGCGUUACUCUUUCAACCGGUGGAAGAGCACAUGGUGAAGAAAUUCAAGGAACCCGAAGAGGAUGAAGAAGGGCCGCAGGACGACAUAUUAAUCGAAGAAGAAGAACCAAUUGAGACGUUCAAUCUGCGCACAGAAAAACAAAAUGGCGAACCCGACUUAAGCAAGGACACCUCUGAGAGAACCCUUUCACAAGUCCAAAUACACACGCCACGCACAAACUCCACACAAAAUCUGCGUUCCAACGCUUCCAAACGAAAACUUUCGUACACUCGUCCCAUUCCAAAACCCACCAGUUCUGCUUCCAUGGCCCUAGAUGGCGUACCCGAUAGCAGGAAACUCGGCUCCACUGAGACCUUCAGCAGACGGCUUAGCACCACCAAAAGGAACAUGUCCACCACCAGUUUCGCAUACGUCUCCACACCCUUCCACGGUUCCACCUUGUCAGCUUUCGAUCAGCCCAACGAAUUCGCCUCACAAUUUUCCCUCAAAUCCAUAACAGAUAGCGUGGCAGAUGUGGCGUACUGCUGCUUCUGCUGCAAGCAGAAGAAACGGAAGGAGCCAAAUAAAUUUUUUGACAUUUCCCUUCUAAGUGAUCCGACGUAUUUAGUUAUUUUGAUUUCUAGCAGCACAGUCGCCAUUUCCGUCACGAAUUUUAUCAUCCUCCUACCCUCAUACGCGCAAAACAUCGGUUUCGAUAAGUCGCAGGGCGCGUUGUUGCUCAGUACGGUGUCGGCGCUCGACUUGAUCGGACGUAUCGGCGGCUCCGCGUUGUGCGACCUCAAUAUUAUACCGAAAACCGUGUAUUUUGUUGGCGGUCUAUUUUUUUCCGGUAUUAUAUUAACGAUUAUACCGUUUUUACAUUCCUAUACAACGCUGAGUAUUUUCUGCGCACUAUUCGGUUUGACUUCGGGUGUGAAUAAUGGAGUUACGACUUUGGUAAUGGCCGAGAUUUUGGGGGUGGAUCGGCUAAUGUCGACUUACGGUAUUAGUUUGUUCGUCAACGGUCUACUGCAGCUGAUAGGUCCGCCGGUCUGUGGUCUAUGGUUCGAGCACGAUAAAAACUUUGUCAAUAUGUUCGUUACCUUUGGGUUUAUUUUCAUAGCGGGGUCGUCUCUAUGGUUGUUUAUGCCAAUAAUUAAUAGACGUAAAAAGAAAAUGGAGGGCCAACACGUAUAGCGUACAAAUUAGUUUUAAGGUCUUUUUAUAUUAUUAGCUCUAUGAAAAUUUACGCGCAAAUUUAUUUAGCACAAUUUUGAAUUAUAUCUAUUAAGAUAUGUACGAAUUUAUAAAAUUUAUUCAAUGUAUUCGUUUACAUCGAGGCUUGAAUUACUUUUUGCCAAAAAAUACUUUUAUAGCGGAUCACGUGACAUCCGCAAAAUGAAAUGGGAACCGCCAAGCGUGGAAUUAGGGGUCGACGCUUGGCGCGAACUAUGACUCGUAUGUCAAAACCUUGGAUUUGACAAUCGGAAGUCAUACUUAGCGCUAAGUAUCGACUCCGAAUAUCAACAUGUGAGUUACCUUUGUGUAUCCUAAGGUAGUGAUGUGGAACUUUAUUUAAUCAAACGAAUUUUUAACAAGUAUUUUAAAUAUAGUUACCUUUUCUAGUUUUAAAGCGAGUUACUUUAUAUAAAAACUCAAUUAUUUUUAUAAGAUAGAACCUUUAAACUUAUACGGGACACGCAAAACAGACAAUUGCAAGUAGAUAUUUCGUUAAAAUGAUAAAAUCCUUAUAAAUUUUUAAUUCAAGUAUCAAAAUUCAUCAGUCCUUAUAAGUUUCAAUAUUUUAUCAUAAUUAAAUCUCUGACUAGAUCAAAAAUUCUUUUUUACAGUAUAAACCCGUGAAUCAUGAAAUUAUUUCACCAAUAUUUUACAAAAAUCUUACGUCAAGUGUCAAAAGUUAGUUAAACUUAACACAUCUAAUGCUGUCUUGACGCAAGCAAAUUUAAAUAAUUUCUUUUACACAGAUAAAGGCGAAUUAACGUUUUGACGUUUCGAGUGCCAAUUCCGGUUACACGAAGCUGUCUUUAUCUAUUAUCGCCCGAACCCAAUAAUCGACAAUUGAAAACAAUCUGAGAUCAGACCAUGACAGUCGAUCAAUUUCCUAUCUGCAUCCCAAUAACCAAACCCUACGAAGAUAAUUUUGGCGACGGAUAUAAUGCAACCUCUUCGUUCUUUACUUUCAUAUUUGAUAAUAAUCAAUAUAAACCAAAAAAAGUAAAUAAAACCGUACAAAUAAUAUUAAAAUAAACAUGUCUAUGUUUAAAAUAUAUCUAAUAGCUUUUUAAUUUAAAAAAAACUGGUGUAAGUUUAAAUCAUGCGAUAGGAUAUUGGCACAGUUGAAUUUUCACUUUCAUACAAAUUUCUAUCCACAUACACCGACCUACCAUGGAUAGCUUAUAUCGACAGAUGGCUAUUAAUUCGUCGAUUGGUUUUUGGGACACUUUUAUUAAUAUUUGGAUUAAGUCUAUUUCAGAUGGUCAAAAUUGGAUUGAGAUCGGUUAUUGGGUUUGGCCGCAUUCCUAUUAGUAUUUUUUACGAGAGAUGUGAGUAAGCAAUGUAUACAUACUUGUUACAGCACUAUGUAUGUUACUAAUUAAGUGAUUUGUAUUGUUAUGUAAAUAAAUAUUUUGAUAUUUU
This is a messenger RNA of Pieris rapae (cabbage white), 3638 nucleotides long. Its product is annotated as monocarboxylate transporter 13. The record is from RefSeq and is a predicted model, not a curated record. Bases 270 to 2177 code for a protein of 635 amino acids. Gene Ontology annotation, molecular function: monocarboxylic acid transmembrane transporter activity. Gene Ontology annotation, biological process: monocarboxylic acid transport; transmembrane transport. NCBI's taxonomy places the organism in Eukaryota, Metazoa, Arthropoda, Insecta, Lepidoptera, Pieridae. The transcript has 8 exons.